UAAAAGGAAUAGGUAUUACUAAUUUUUUCCCUAUCAUCUUAUUUCUCUCCUUCUCUUUUCUUUUUAUUUUUCAAUUUUCCCCCAACUUAUAUUCUCUUUCCUCACCAAACCCAUUUCACAAAUUCCCCCAUAUAAAACCCCUCUAGCCUCCUCUACCUUCAUCAUCCAAAAUCUCAAUCCCAAACCCCAUUUUCCCCUCUCUCUCUCUCUCUCUAUUUCUCUAGUUUCUUCACCACAAGUGAAAAAGAAAAGAAAACCAAAAACCAAAUGGGAGUUUCCCAAGAAACCCUUUUGCAAAUUCAACUCAACAUGGAGGAUCAUCAAACAACACAAGAUCGUAUCAUCGACAUCAAAGAGAUCAGGAACAACAACUCAAAUGAUCAAUCCACGUGGAAGAAAAAUUCAAUGAAAGAAGAAGAAGUUCAAGAAAUUAAUAGCAAAGGCAAAGACGACAAAAGCACUUGUAAUAUUAAUACAAGAAGAACAACAAGAAGAAGAUCAAGAAGCAAUUCAUUGAUAUUGAAGAAGAGAUCAAGAAGAUCAUCAUCAUCAUCAUCAAGUAGAAUAGAGCAAAGGGUCAACACUUUGAGAAGCCUUGUACCAAACAAUGACAACCACAACCACGACGACCAGGAUGAAAGCUGUGUCGGAUCAUUAGAACAGCUUUUCACUCAAACAGCUGAUUACAUACUGUCAUUACAAACAAGAGUCAGAUUGAUGAAGACUUUGGUUGAUGUCUUGUCUGAUCCUUCUUCUUCUAUUGAUGAGUGAGAGAAUUUGAAAGGGAAAAAAAAAGUUUCAUUUUAUUUUUUGUUUUCAUAUAUAUAUUUGUGUUUAAUUUGUGUAAAACUUAUAUCAUUAUCUCUCUUCUGUAAAGAUUGAUAUAUGUGAUUUUAUAUAUAUCAUUCUUUUGCUUUUCUUUUCUUUUUUUGGUUCUUUUUCUCUUACCUUUUGCUUUAUUGAUCAUUUGUCUUUGAAAUGUCUCUGUAGUUUUAGAGAGAGAGAUUUAACUUUGAUUUUUUCUUCUUCUUUUGCUGUGUGGAAAAGAUUUGACUUUUGUUUAUAAGAAGUUAUUUAGGGAUAUUGGGGUUAGCUAAUUUAAGAAUUUCUACUGUUUUUUUC
Messenger RNA from Cucumis sativus (cucumber), 1122 nucleotides. RefSeq names its product transcription factor UPBEAT1. The coding region runs from base 268 to 771 and encodes 167 amino acids. Lineage: Eukaryota; Viridiplantae; Streptophyta; Magnoliopsida; Cucurbitales; Cucurbitaceae. Gene Ontology annotation, biological process: regulation of DNA-templated transcription. The transcript has a single exon. The record is from RefSeq and is a predicted model, not a curated record.